Colletotrichum godetiae is the source of this 357-nucleotide messenger RNA. RefSeq lists its product as uncharacterized. The record is from RefSeq and is a predicted model, not a curated record. Bases 120 to 344 code for a protein of 74 amino acids. The transcript has 2 exons. Lineage: Eukaryota; Fungi; Ascomycota; Sordariomycetes; Glomerellales; Glomerellaceae.
GCACGGCGAUAGACGGUCCCUUCAUCAUGUUUGGUCAGUCUGGCAAAGGGCUGAUGCCGAGAUUCUCGAGAUCAUGAGCGACAAACGCCGUACCGGACGCGUGGUGACGAGUUGCCUCGAUGGUAGUAGUAAUAGCUAUCUGCUCGUCUACGAUGACGGCGAGUACGUCGCAGAAAUACUACGACGUGCCCGCGCCCAAGAAGGACUGGGCGCAAUUCAAGCAGCUCGCCGUGAGCGGGCUGGAUCCCAAGUCAAAUUCUACCCGUAACCGCAACUGGACCGAGUUCGACUGCACGCACAUUUGCGCGACGGACCAGCUUCACUGUGACGUCGAGGAGCUCUGACUGGGUCAACAGC